AUGCAAGGGCCGGCAAAAAAACUGCCCUCGGGCGAUGCACAGCCCAAGAAGCGCCAGGCAGGACCUCAGGAUGACAACACCGGGCCCGGGAGGCCGAACAAGCGGGCCAAGGCUCGCGCCGACCGUAACAUUCCCGUUCACGCGUCCGCUUCGGAUGCCGUCACCGAGGAUGGUGAAGUGAACCUGCCAAUUUUCCUGGAGGCUCUUCAGUCCAGCAUUGGCGGUCUCGAGAAGGCCAUGCGUAAGAGCAAGGCCUCGGGAACCAAGCGUGCCUUCCAGCAGGUUCCUCGGGAUAUGAGGCGGCGCACUGCCAGUCACAACCCCAAAAGGGUGCCGGGGCGACUGCGCGCCCGAGCCCGGGUUGAGAUGGCGUCUGACAAUACCCCGGCAAAGGGCAAGAAAAGAGCCAAGGAUAAGGUUGAAAGGGCACUUAACAAGGUUGAAAAGGCCAGGCUUGCGCUCAGGAAGACGCUUAAGCAGACGGAGGCAAUCCGUGAAGGGCUUCAUCUCCGCGCCAGCACUGUGCAGGUACCAGAGACCAAGACGAACAGCAAAAAUUCUGGGGAAUCACGCUGUCUCAAAGCCCAGUUUGAGCACCUAUCGAACGCUCUGGACAAGACUCGGAAGCUCGUGGGCCGACUGCAGGUCCAAUUAGACUUGGGUGAUGUACGGAGCGUAACAGAUCAGACAUCUCUGGCUACCCAGCAGGUCAAGAAUCUCGAAGAUGCCAUGACAAAAACGAAAAAACUAAAUAACUUGUUAUCGGAGCUCAGAGAUCCCAACCAGAAGUCGGACCUAUCUGAUAAGCUUGGGAAAGCGCUUGUCAAAACCAAGAAGCUUAACAAGAAUCUGGCCAAGGUCAAACAGCCCACCGGUUCAUAUAACUCUGACACUGCUGAGAACGAAGAGGAGGAUGAUGACAUAGAGAUGGGCAGCGAUACGGAUUGUCCCCAAACAUGUCUACUGCCUCCUCGGCGGAAAAACAUACCAAGGAGGGAUGAUCAACUACCAACACAUCUCUGGCAUGCAAAACGAGCAAAGAUGUCAACUAUCGACAACCCAUUCUUCAGCAAGCCGACACCUAUCAAUAUGAAUACCAAAACAGUCCGCAAAAUCCACAGAGCCUAUAAUGCGUCCGCGUUCAUGCAUGACGCGAGCCACAAAGGCUUUAUUCAAGUCUCGGGUGCUAUGAACGACGUCAGGGAGGUGCUGGAGGUGGUAGGGAUAGACUACCCGGGUGCCACAGCCGAUUGGAUACGCGGCUGCCGUGUGUGGACUGGUAUAAUCCGCUUGGUAGAGUCUCGCAAGACUGGAGAUAUUACACCUGCUCGAGUUAUCUGGAAUCCAUCUGGCCAACCUCUAGGCAUGCUGGAUGAUGCUGCAACUCCGCGCCAAGUACUAAUUGAAAUCGAACCGGAUACUGCCGAGCUGGUCGUUCGUGCUCUGACGACCGCAACAGAUCAUCUUGGCGACAAAAGGAACCAGGUGACCAUACGAGAUCUUUCCAGCAAGCUCGGAUGUAUAGAACUGCUUGGCCCUGGCUCUGGACAGCGGCUCAUUGAUGUACUUCGGCCACCCCAGUCCCCAAGCAGUCAAGACGCAUACAAGUCGACUCAUUGGCGGCUUUUCCGCGCAAUAGCACAGGCACAGCCCUCUAUGUUGGGAUACAGCGUGGCCAUGGGAUUGAUGAUCAGAUAUCCUGACAAGUACGGCAGAGAAGAUGUCUCUAGGACAGAUUGCAUCGACAAAGACGAGGCCGAGCAGCUUCUUGCAGCACAAGAGGAGUGGUCAACCGAGAGAAACCCUCAACCCUUAGCACUGUUAGACCGAACUGUCCGAGGCGGCGCUUUGCAAUUGAUACAGAAAAGGCAAGGCGCAGCACUCAAUGGCAGCAAGAACGAUACAAGGGAACACGAUCAGAGUGGCUCCUCAAUUCCUAUAAUCCUUUUAUGCUCUUCGUCACAUACUCGCGAAAUUGCAGGGAAAUGGACCCUUGUCUGCCAACGUGAGCUCGUCAAACCGCUAUGGCUCCGUCUGUUCAGCCAAAAAGGCCAUUUCGGCGGCGAGAUCGGGAUAGCAUGCGUGGAGGAAAUGCAUCGUAUCCAUACAGAGCAAGCGGUCAAGUUCCAUCCGGUUGACUUUCCACACACGGUUCAGGGUACCUUGUGGGAGCUCAGGGAACGUGAUCGUCUCAAAAAAGAGUGGGAGUCACUUCCGAAAGGCAAAAGACCAAACUGGACGACCCUGAACCUUGGCCAUAAUGGUAAAGGUGAACUUGGCAAUCCUUUUGCAUGCGAUUGGGAGCAUCUUCUCCAUGGCGCAAACCCUCUUGACGUUAAACUGCCGCACACGCCGAAUGAGGACAAAGAGGCGAAGGAUAAUUCACCGGCGCGUCUCGUUUCGCCAGAUAUCCCAAGACCUCUUGCGAUUUCUGUUUCUUCGGCGCUGUUUAGAGAUUUUUUUUGGGUCGGAACUGAGCCUGCAAAGAGGCCUUCUAUCCCUGUGCUCGGAAUCUCAACUGUUCACAUCAGCAUGCUUGAAGGAGGCGUUCCCAAUCCCCGUGCCCGGGUCUAUCUCCUCCCAAACUCGAGGGAACAAGAAGAGCUCAGAAGUGCAUGGAUGGAGCGAUUCAAGGUUAGAAUUGGCAGCGUGGGAAGUAAACGCACUCAAAAGUUAAGCUCGGACCGGCGGUUCCCACAAUCUUCAACUUUUGCUGAGCGCAAGGAAAUCCUGGCGGAAAGCCUCUUCCACGGCAAAGAUUGCGAGGCUGCUGCUGGGAUUGAGGGAUCUCCCGUGAAAGCCUACCCUCAGGUCUUCGCGAAAGACUUGAUGGGUUACGUGACAAGCGGCGGUUACAAUCUAGCUAGGGGCAGGGGUCAUGGCAUUGGACACCUAGCCGCGAGCAAGAUUGUGGAAAGCAUGCAAGCCACUAUCGAUGCGGGAGGGAUAUGGAAUGAUGCGGAAAGCUUCUACUGCGUUGUGCGUAAUGUUGGGGAAACGAUUUGCCGACCAGCGAUCUGGCGGUUCGUUGAGGAAAGUAGGGGUAGGAGAUAA
Molecule: messenger RNA, 3054 nt
Organism: Pyricularia pennisetigena
Lineage: Eukaryota; Fungi; Ascomycota; Sordariomycetes; Magnaporthales; Pyriculariaceae
Exons: 1
Coding region: 1-3054 (1017 amino acids)
Biological process (GO): tRNA 5'-leader removal
Cellular component (GO): ribonuclease MRP complex; nucleolar ribonuclease P complex
Source: RefSeq, a predicted model, not a curated record